Galendromus occidentalis (western predatory mite) is the source of this 584-nucleotide messenger RNA. RefSeq lists its product as uncharacterized. The record is from RefSeq and is a predicted model, not a curated record. Bases 32 to 433 code for a protein of 133 amino acids. The transcript is spliced from 6 exons. NCBI's taxonomy places the organism in Eukaryota, Metazoa, Arthropoda, Arachnida, Mesostigmata, Phytoseiidae.
CCAUAUUUUUCCCACACGAAACCACCUUUUCAUGCGGAUCAACAUGAGGAUACUACUACUCGUCGCUCUCUGCCUUUGGGCUGCACCCGCUACGGAUGCGCAGAACUCUGGAAGUCUAGUUCCAGAGGGAUUGGCCAACACGCUGAAUUCGACGCUCCAGAACUUGAUGCCGAUCGUUGAGGGGCUGGGAAAUGUUGUGUCCUCUCUCCUCCGGGGAAUCACUGGGGUGUUGAGCCAAAGUGUCCAACCGGAUCAAGCCAUGGAGCAGUACAGUCAAGCAAUCAUGCAAUUCGAGAAAAUGCUGCAACAGAACGAGCUAACCCAAUCUAUCGGGCAAAACAUCAUCCCCGUACUGGAUAUGUCUGAGGAUGUCGUGGGGACGCUUUUCAACAUGCUUCCAAUGCUCCUCGGAAGAGGAGGAGGUACCUCCUGAAGAGCCACGACAAUUUAGAACGGAUGAACACUCCGGAUGGGGAUCGGCUUCCUCGUGUUCCGCACUCAUUACCAGCACGUCAGAAUCUGCCAUCUGGAUCUAACAAUAAUCAGCGGAAGUCCAGAUUCAGGCCAAUAAACAUUGGGUCAAA